ACCCAAUCAUGAUCUAAUCAUCAGCUGCUUUUCCUUUUAAAAAACUAAUUAAACUCGUGGAAAAGUCGACGGCUUUUUCACCGGGGAUUUUUCAUCUCUUUAUCCCUCUUCUUCAGACAUAGUUUGACUUAACCAGCCACGAACAAAGAAUUUGCUCUGAAUUUCCUUUUUUGGCGUCGGAAAUUGUGACCCUUUGAGCUUUACAAGAAUUUCAUAAAUGGGGUGUGCUGGAUCGACGCCGGCUAAAGGAGACGGGAAUGUGAAGAAGAUCCGAAGGCCAAAACCAUGGAAACAUCCUCAGCCGAUAACGAAGUCUCAACUCGUGCGGAUGCGUGAAGAGUUUUGGGACACCUCACCCCAUUACGGUGGCCGGAAAGAAAUCUGGGAUGCACUUCAGGCUGCAGCUGAAGCAGAUUUAGAACUUGCUCAAGCGAUCGUGGACAGUGCAGGGGUCAUAGUGCAAAAUGCUGAUUUAACCAUCUGCUAUGAUGAAAGAGGUGCUAAGUACGAACUACCCAAGUAUGUUUUGAGUGAGCCGACAAACUUGAUCCGAGAUAGUUGAAGACCGAUUGCAAACGUACGCAAGGUUGAAUAUAAAUCAUGUAUAUUACUCCCUCGUCUUCUUCAAAACCUUUUAUGAACUCAGGGUCACUUAGGUGCCCUUUUAACCUGUGUUUUUACUUUUUAAUGCUGAUUAGGUUACUGUUAAGUUUCUCUGAUGAAAUGAUAAAGGGAAUAAACAUUCGUUUGAAUUGAGUAA
Molecule: messenger RNA, 760 nt
Organism: Hibiscus syriacus
Lineage: Eukaryota; Viridiplantae; Streptophyta; Magnoliopsida; Malvales; Malvaceae
Product: ubiquitin domain-containing protein 1-like
Exons: 4
Coding region: 218-562 (114 amino acids)
Source: RefSeq, a predicted model, not a curated record